AUGGAAAAAGAAAUGUUUUUAAGAGAAGUGUUACACGACAGACAAGAUGAUGAUAAGAUACAGAAAAUUCUUCUUCUACAACGUCUGAUUCGUGCGUAUUAUGUUCGUCGACAAUUUCAACAAGUGCGAACUGAAUAUUUGAAAACACUAAGUGACAUUGAAGGUGAAAUUUCAAUAAAACCAAUUGAAAUUAUUCCAACUAAACAGGAAUCACGAAAAAAAGAAAUAGUUGUUAAUCAUCCAACAAAAGAUGAAUUAUUAAGAAAACGACAAGAAAUAGCCAUUGAACUUCUAUGGAUUGAGCAAGCGAUUCAAAGUCGAAAAGAUUAUCUGCGUUUAAAGCCUCGCUAUUUGACUCCUUCUUCUUAG
Rotaria socialis is the source of this 369-nucleotide messenger RNA. The record is from the annotation of a GenBank genome assembly. NCBI's taxonomy places the organism in Eukaryota, Metazoa, Rotifera, Eurotatoria, Philodinida, Philodinidae.